AUGGCCAAUCAGAGCGCGGGGCGGAGGCCAUUUAUCCCAAUUUUCCCUCUGCUUUUUAACUUCCAGGUGUUUCCAGGGCUGCUUUCCCCCCCUGCUUCCUUCCUUCUUUCUUUCUUUUCCUUUGCUUUUCCUUUCCUUCUUUCCUUCUUUCCUCCUUCCUCCUUUCCUUCUUUCCUUCCUUCCUUCCUCCCUUCCUUCCUCCUCCUUUCUUUCCUUCCUUUCUUCCCUUCUUCCUUUCCUUCCUUUCUUCCUCCUUUCUUUCCUUCCUUUCUUCCUCCUUUCCUUCCUUCCUUUUUUUCCUUCCUUCUUUCCUCCCUUCCUCCUUUCGUCCUUUCCUUCUUUCUUUCUUUCCUUCCUUUUUUUCCCCUCCUUUCCUUCCUUCUUUCUUUCCUUCAUUCCUCCUUUCUUUCUUUCUUUCUUUCUUUCCUUCCUUCUUUUCUCCUUCCUUUCUUCCUCCUUUCCUCCUUUCUUCCUUCCCUUCGUUCCUUCCUUUUUCUUCCUUUCCUUCUUUCCUUCCUUCCUUUUUUCCCCUCCUUUCUUUCUUUCUUUCCUUCCUUUCUUCCUUUCCUUCCUUCUUUUCUCCUUCCUUUCUUCCUCCUUUCUUCCCUUCAUUCCUUCCCUUCCUUCUUUUCUCCUUCCUCCUUUCCUCCUUUCUUCCUUCCUUCCUUCCUUUUUUUCCCCUCCUUUCUUUCCUUCCUUCCUUUUUUUCCCUCCUUUCCUUCCUUCUUUCUUUCCUUCAUUCCUCCUUUCCUUCUUUCUUUCUUUCCUUCCUUCCUUCUUUUCUCCUUCCUUUCUUCCUCCUUUCCUCCUUUCUUCCUUCCCUUCAUUCCUUCUUUCUUCCUUUCCUUCUUUCCUUCCUUCCUUUUUUUCCCCUCCUUUCCUUCUUUCUUCCUUUCCUUCCUUCUUUUCUCCUUCCUUUCUUCCUCCUUUCCUCCUUUCUUCCUUCCCUUCAUUCCUUCUUUCUUUCUUCCUUUCCUUCUUUCCUUCCUUCCUUUUUUUUCCCUCCUUUCCUUCUUUCUUUCUUUCCUUCCUUCCUUUCUUCCUUUCCUUCUUUCUUUCUUCCUUCUUUCCUUCCUUCCUUCCUUUUUUUCCCUCCUUUCCUUCUUUCUUUCCUUCCUCUCUUUCUUCUUCAAUUCCUUCCUCCUCCUUUCCUUUCUUCCUCCUUUCUUCCUCCUUUCCUUCCUUCCUUCCUUCCUUCCUCCCUUCCUUCCUUCCCUUCCUUCCAUUCCUUCCCUUCCUUCUUUUCUCCUUCCUUUCUUCCUCCUUUCUUCCUUCCCUUCUUUCCUUCUUUCUUUCUUCCUUUCCUUCUUUCCUUCCUUUUUUCCCCUCCUUUCCUUCCUUCUUUCUUUCCUUCAUUCCUCCUUUCCUUCUUUCUUUCUUUCCUUCCUUCCUUUUUUCCCCUCCUUUCCUUCCUUCUUUCUUUCAUUCCUCCUUUCCUUCUUUCUUUCUUUCCUUCCUUCCUUCUUUUCUCCUUCCUUUCUUCCUCCUUUCCUCCUUUCUUCCUUCCCUUCAUUCCUUCUUUCUUCCUUUCCUUCUUUCCUUCCUUCCUUUUUUUCCCCUCCUUUCCUUCUUUCUUCCUUUCCUUCCUUCUUUUCUCCUUCCUUUCUUCCUCCUUUCCUCCUUCCCUUCAUUCCUUCUUUCUUUCUUCCUUUCCUUCUUUCCUUCCUUCCUUUUUUUCCCCUCCUUUCCUUCCUUCCUUCCUUCCUUUUUUUCCCCUCCUUUCCUUCCUUCUUUCCUUCAUUCCUCCUUUCCUUCAUUCUUUCCUUCCUCCCUUUCUUCUUCAAUUCCUUCCUCCUUCCUUCCUUCCUUCCUUCCUCCUUCCUUCCUUCCUUCCUUCCCUUCCUUCCCUUCCUUCCCUUCCUUCCCUUCUUUCCUUCCUUCUUUUCCCUCCUCCUUUCUUUCUUUCCUUCCUUCCUUUCUUCCUUUCCUUCCUUCUUUUCUCCUUCCUUUCUUCCUCCUUUCCUCCUUUCUUCCUUCCCUUCAUUCCUUCUUUCUUUCUUCCUUUCCUUCUUUCCUUCCUUCCUUUUUUCCCCUCCUUUCCUUCCUUCUUUCCUUCAUUCCUCCUUUCCUUCAUUCUUUCCUUCCUCCCUUUCUUCUUCAAUUCCUUCCUCCUUCCUUCCUUCCUUCCUCCUUCCUUCCUUCCUUCCUUCCUUCCUUCCUCCCUUCCUCCCUUCCUCCCUUCCUCGCUUCCUCCCUUCCUCCCUUCCUUCCCUUCCUCCUCCUUUCCUUCUUUCCUCCAUUUCCUCUUUCUUUCCAUUUUUCCUUCUCAUCUCCUUUUUCCUUUCCUCCCUUUUUUCUCUCUUCCCCCCUCCCCUCCCUUUUUCUUUUACCAUUUUUAUCCCCUCCCUUUUUAAAUCUCUUUCCCUUCUAUUUUCUCUCCAUCCUCCCCUCCUUUCCUCCCCCUUUUCCUUUCCUUUUCUCCCUUUUCUCCCCACCUUUUCCCCCCUUUUCCCCCUCCCUUUUCUUCCUCAUUGCCCUUUUUUCCUUUUCCAACGUUCAGACGCUUCCCAAAUCUCCCUUAACUCCAUUUUUAAUUAAAUUUAGCUCUCAUAAAUGGGCAGAAAUGACUUUUUCCCUCCUUUUCUCCCCCCUUCGUCCCCUUUUCCCCCAUUUCUCCCCCAUUUUUCCCUUAACCCGUUUCCCACCAACGCCGUUUUCCCUCUCCCUCAGCCGCAGCGUUUUCUUCCCUGUUGUUUUUAAUUAACCCCAUCCUGCUCAUUAAUUACACGCACUCCCAUUCCUCGCCGUUGACCCACAAGCUCCGCCCCUCGCUUCCAAACACCGCACGGUGAUUGGUCGCGCCGCGAGCCUGCCGCCUUCCCAUUGGUCAGCGGGGCAGCGGGAGGCGGGGCCUCUGCGCGCGCGGGGGUGGAAAGGCGGGAAAAGGGGCGGUUCUCACUCCGGUCCGCCCCUCGGCGUAUAUAAGAGCGCUCCGCCCACCGCUGCGCUCAGUGCGGGGGGCGGGCGGGGCUUGGAGCGGAGCCCCUCGCGUUGCGUUUCAGCGCCGCAUCCGGAACGCGGCGCCUUUUUCAACCUCAAAAUUCUCCGAAAACCUUAAAAACCAAACAAACAAACAAACGAAACCCUCCCGAAAAAUUACCGCCCUCAACCCGGCGCCGGGCCGUUUCGCUUCGUACUUUUGCUUCUUUUCUGUGCGCGCGGAGGCGGCGCUUCCCCGCAACGCUUCGGAGCGGAAGACAAAAAAUAACCAGCAUCGAAACCUUCAAACGACGGGAGAUGAGAAAAGCUGGAUUUCACCCCAAAAAAAGAACGUCGCGCAGCUCUUCAGGACCCGCCCGACAGCCUCAGGCUGGAACUUAUGGGAGAAAAAACCUCCGGCCCCUCGUGGGCCAGCAACCAGCUGCAGCUUGCAGGAGCUGAACCAAGAGGUGGGAAUUUCCUCCUCUUGCUCAGGGAUGAGGAGCUCUGAUGCCAUUUCCCACACCGAGGGCGCUGAGCCCCACAUCUGAAUGCUUGGCUGAUGUCUGUCUUUGGGAAGAGAACACUGGGCAUCACCGGGUGCCCCCCGUUUUUGCUGUCUUGGAUGGGCAGGUUGUCAUUUAUCAGGUAGGUUCGAAUGCAAAUAAAGCUGUGGAUUGAACUGCGACUGAAGUCUCUCCCAUCUCUGGGGCUUUAGCUCUAAAAUUGCCUUCU
Messenger RNA from Lagopus muta (rock ptarmigan), 3654 nucleotides. RefSeq lists its product as uncharacterized. The record is from RefSeq and is a predicted model, not a curated record. The transcript is spliced from 3 exons. The coding region runs from base 1 to 2538 and encodes 845 amino acids. NCBI's taxonomy places the organism in Eukaryota, Metazoa, Chordata, Aves, Galliformes, Phasianidae.